UAAGUGACGAAAUUGGGUGAAAUUUUUUCUAAGGACGAACGAAAACUUAUAUUUAGCCGAGGAAUAACUACUCAAUUUUCUCGGGAACCAAACGAGAGGCAGGAAAAUCUACUCAAUUUUCCUUUUGGAGAACACGAUCGUUCUGUUUGGAUAAAGAAGUGAAGAAGAGAUGGGAGCGUCGUCGUCGACGGAGCAGAAGGUGUCGAGCGAGCAACGAGAGGUGGAAACCCUAGCAGCUUCCACUGGAGCUCUUCCUAUGCUUCAGAAUUCCUUCGCCAAGCUCGCCGAUCCUCUGUCAAAUUCAAUUCCCCUACAGCGUCUUCAGCAAUGCUUCUGUUUGGAUUAUAAGAAUAUAAUAUGGGAAGCAUCAACUACGGUUGAUCAAUUUCAAGUGUUACUGGGUCAUGUGGGUUUUUCUGUAACAGACGUCUUUUUUGUGCCAUCUAAAGAAGGAAUUAGCUGGACUGAUUUUCUUAGAGGUUAUGUUAAAUGCUGUGGGAGGAUGUCGUCGUCCCAGUCACUUAAUACACUGUUGAGAGUGUUUGCUUUGGCUAUGUCAAAAGCUGGACUUCCUUUGAAACUGGAGUUCGAAUCCGAUGAUGCUGACUGUAAGCUAAGUGGGUCCCUUCUGCCCAGUGAUAUGCUUAUGAUUUUCUGGAUUUGUUGGACUAUGUCAUGGAAUAUAAGGACUUCAAAGUUGUCAAAAGGAAAUGAAAGUUUGUGUCUUCCUGAUAUCAGUCAUUUAGUACUAUCGGCUGUGGUAUCAUGUUCGGAAGCUGGUGAUGGCUUGAACCUAUGGAACUGUGACAUCUUGACCUUGGAUGUUCACAUUCCUGUUGCAAAGUUUCUUACAUGGGCUGUGAUGACAGUGCCUUGCCUCACAGAUUGCUUAACACAGUUUGUCCAUGGGAGACUCCAAAACUCCAUCACUUCAGAGGAAGAGGCAGACCCUUCAAGUUUGUCCAUAGGAGAAGUCUGUUUUGUGAAGUCAAGUCAAAAUGGCCUUCUAACUCAUGGAAGGGCAUGGGCAAUUUCCCUCACAUUCAGAAAUACAGCAAGGGAAGAAAUCUUAAGGCAGUGUUUCCCUACUGAUGGUGAUGGAACAAGGGAAAAUCUUCUUUAUCGGUCAUCGCUUCAUGGGAGGGGCCUGAAUAGAUUCUGGUCUAAUAUCGAAGGUUAUCAUGGUCCACUGCUUACUUUAGUUUCUGCUACUUCUAAAGAUGCAAAUGAGGAUAAUUCCUGCUCAAAAAGCUGGAUUAUAGGUGCACUCACGCAACAGGGUUUUGAGAAUAAGGACAAUUUCUAUGGAAGCUCAGGAAAGCUAUAUGCUAUAAGUCCGGUUUUCCAUGCAAUUUCACCUUCUGGGAAGGAGAAGAACUUUGUUUACAGCCAUUUGCAUCCUACCAGUAGAGUUUAUGAGCCACAUCCAAAACCUGUGGGAAUUGCAUUUGGAGGAACCAUUGGGAAUGAGAGAAUAUUUAUUGAUGAAGAUUUUGCUAGGGUUACUGUUCGACAUCAUGCUGUUGACAAAACUUAUCAACAUGGGUCCCUCAUCCCUCACCAGGGUUAUCUUCAAGUCGAUGCUUCGAUACUUGAAGUGGAAGUUUGGGGAUUAGGUGGCAGCGUGGUGAAGGAAUUCCAAACUUCAUAUAAGAAUAGAGAACAACUUUUCACUGAGCAAAGGCGCAAGGUUGACUUGAAAACAUUUGCAAGUUGGGAGGAUUCACCGGAAAAGAUGAUGAUGGGCAUGAUCUCUGAUCCCAAUGCUGUUCAAAGGGAAGAUCGCUAAAUGAGAUUGCAUCAGUGAAUUUUGGUGUUUAUUUUUCCUGGUUUCUGGUUGGUUUGGCUGUUCUCCGCGGUGUUGUAAUUAUAUGGGUGAGAAAGGUUACUGGAUUAAACAAGUUUUCAUAUAACAUGAUAAAGAAUGCAGUUGGGAGAUGUAUGUGUCCUCGGUUUGGCAUAUCUAUAAAGCACAUAAAUUAUUUUGUUUUUUA
Messenger RNA from Tripterygium wilfordii, 1994 nucleotides. RefSeq lists its product as uncharacterized. The record is from RefSeq and is a predicted model, not a curated record. Bases 170 to 1789 code for a protein of 539 amino acids. The transcript is spliced from 7 exons. Lineage: Eukaryota; Viridiplantae; Streptophyta; Magnoliopsida; Celastrales; Celastraceae.